This is a messenger RNA of Hydatigera taeniaeformis, 717 nucleotides long. NCBI's taxonomy places the organism in Eukaryota, Metazoa, Platyhelminthes, Cestoda, Cyclophyllidea, Taeniidae. The record is from the annotation of a GenBank genome assembly.
GACUCUCUACUCUGUUCAAUUUUGGAUGGAGUUAGAGCCAGCGGCAAUCAAUGUGUCUCUGUUCGUUCUACAAAAUCUCGUCGAAGUCUACGCAUACAACCCACGUCAGUUCCAUCAUCUGAAGAGAUCGAAUCUAUGCAUCUUCGAUUUUUGCGCCAACCUCCGGAAGAUAUUUCGUUCUGGGAGGUAGUUGAAAGAUUCAAUGCGAACGUUGCAUACAGCGGACUAGUUCAUGCCGUCAGUCAGGACGGUAUUUUUACUGAAAACAAGGAACGACUAAUCAAAGACGCUCUAAUCGUCCUUCUCUCUCGGUGUCCUAGUACUCCUCGUUCUGUGCCUUCUAGCGGUGAUUUUGUCUAUUGGAAAGGUCUCUCAGAUCGUGAAAUUCGUUUACAGUUGGAAGAGGGUAGAUUCCAAGCGAUUCGACGUCUAGUGGCGUCUAAAGCUGGUUUCGAAGCCUUCACUCAAUUGCCUGGUGUCAGAGAAAAUCUUGGCAGAGCGGUGGUGGCUGCGCUAGCACAAAAUGAUGAUGCAUUGACACAUGCGGUAAUUGAUGCUGUGAAUACACUAAUGCAGCCCAUGCACGAGUCACCGGACCUACGGCAGGAACAGCUCAACAAGGCGUCAAUCAUGUCAAGUGCUUCGUUCAUGCGACAGUUAGUAAAUUUGUUCACUCUGCACACCGUGAGUUAUGCUUGUCCAUUUCCUAUAGCCUGA